Messenger RNA from Meriones unguiculatus (Mongolian gerbil), 2907 nucleotides. RefSeq names its product maestro heat-like repeat-containing protein family member 7. The coding region runs from base 1 to 2670 and encodes 889 amino acids. Gene Ontology annotation, cellular component: cytoplasm. Lineage: Eukaryota; Metazoa; Chordata; Mammalia; Rodentia; Muridae. The transcript has 22 exons. The record is from RefSeq and is a predicted model, not a curated record.
AUGAGUCUACAGCCUGAGAAGAAAAAUCCAAAGAAAGCAACAUUUGGGCUGUCACUUCAUGAUGCUGUCUUAAAGCCAAGCUUAACAGGAUUGUGCCAAUCAGAAAAAAACGCCUAUCAGUUAAUUCUGGAUUUUAUGGAACCAGGACAGAUGCUUGAGUUAGACAAGCUCAAUUUUCUGAAUGCUGUGGAAAUCUUGAGCAGUCUUGUACGUGAUCAGACAAAUGGCAACAUGAAUAACUACUAUCCUAAAACCCUUCUGGCCAAGAAAAUUGAGAAACUCAUCCUGGAAGAGUCCACUGAGAUCUUGGAUAGCAGUGUGCGUGAGCAAGCCAUGCUGUGCAUCGUGAUCCUGAGUCAGGUGAAGCCGCCUUUCCACUUUGGCCAGAAGCUGGAACUGGUCAGCUCUUGUGUCACCAGCAUAUUUUCUCUGCCACUCAUCACGCCCAGUCUAGACCGAAAGGAGAGUGCUAGCCUCUACCUCCAGACAAUCCAGGCCUUGGAUGACAUGCUACAAGCUCUUGUGAUGGAAGAUUUGAAGCCCAACAUGUUUAUACUGCAGAGCUUCUUGGAGAUCAUCUUACCUUGGUUAACGCAGUCAGACAAAAUGCACAAGCAGAUCCGAGCGCUGGGCUCUAUUUCCCGACUGCUGAGGUUUAUUUGUAAUUUCUCUGAUGUGUCAAACAUGGCAUCAUUCUCCAUAAUCGGGAAACUGAUAGGCACCUUCAGCCUCCUCUGCCUGGAUACCAGCCAAGAGAUCAGUGCAGCAGCGUUAGAAGCACUGUAUUACUUGUUCACCAUCCUUGUGCUUCAGAGAAGAGUAAGACUGAAGAUGGAGACUGUCCUGAAAAACUUACAGAAGCAUUUCCGUGGCAACUGGAUGGCCAACAUGCAGAAUCUCACACUGUUCUUCAGGAAAUACCUGACCCCUAUAGAGAGAGCUGAUAUGAUCUUGGUGGCCAUGGAGGCCAUGACCAGCGGCAGCAAGAAUGAUGUCUUUGCAGCCUCCCAGAUGUUAAAGAUGGUCCUGCAGCACCCUUUUCCAGAAGUUGCCAAGGUGCCAGAAAUCAUCCAGUUUAUUUACUACUGCAUAGACAGAGUCACCGAGAAAACCGUCCAGGGGGCCAUAAUGAAGGUCUUCCAAUUGCUGGUCCAGUCCCACACAGACGAGGUUAUCCUGUCCCUGUUCAAGAUAAAGGAACAGUCGGAAAGUGGGAUACACAGAUCCUGGGAAAUCUUGGCUUCCUUUCCGAAAGGCUACGGAAUGAUCAUGGAUUAUCUGCUGCAGAGGAUACUUUCUUCCCUCACACCCAAUGACCAGCAGACUGACCACAAAACAGAGCUCUCAGCGAUGAUUGCCACCAGGGCCAUCCACGAGAUGCUGCUGGUGCCCAGUCAUCAGGGGGAGGUACAGACUUACUUCGCCCCCCUGUUCGUGGUACUACUCUUCCAAAUCUCUUUUCUGGUAACCAAAGAGAGCACUGUGAUCCCAGAUGAGCGGAAUGAAUCCAAAUAUGUGGACAGUGUGAGUUCUUCUGUAGAGGCCUUGAAGACCUUGAUGCGCAGCUCGGGGUACACAGACCACAUGUCUUAUAUUCAGACAGUUGGGGCCUGGGAACUGCUUGUCAGCCCUGAAAGACACUACAGUGGAGUCACUCUGCUGGCCAGAUCCCUGGCCAUCAAGAACUGCUGGCACAAUCGCCCUGUCUUCAGCUUCCUCAUUAGGACCCUCCAGGACCCACACUGUGCCAACUACUUCACGGCCCUGGUGUUCCUGGCAGAGCUGCUCCGCUGUCCAGAUGUGGCAGGUGCUGUGGAUGCAGUUUCCACCAGGAUUCUAGCAAAUUGGUUCCGUUGUGAGGAGCUAUCCACAGGACGUCUAUUGCUGCAGAUCGCAGAAAUCUUCACAAAGCAUAAAAACACGAUAAUGCACCUCCAGAUCCUGCAUCCCUACAUGCUGAGCUACUGCUACUCCACCAGCAGUGACCUGGUGAUGGAGACCUUUCUCACGCUGCAGCGCAUCCUCAAGAACCUGACCUGGCAACACUUUUCCACCUUUAUCACUCACCUGGCCUUCAAUUUGGAACACUUUUUUGAGGAGGAGUCAGAGCAGCUGCGUCUGAUAAUCUUCACAAUCUAUUCAAGUAUCCUUGCUAAGGUCUCGAGGAAGACCCUUGAUUUCCCCUUGAAGCACCAGGUCCUCAACUCGAUAGUCCUGCUUGUGUCGCACCUGGAGGAUGUAAAUGCUGACGUGGAGGAGGUCUGCAGGGUCAGCCUCUGCAACACAGCUACCAUCCUAGGCUGGUCCAAACUCAAAGGGGUCUUCACCAAGAAGGACGUAUUCACCAUCCUCAUUGCUCUGCUGCAGCAUGAAAGGAGCAAGGCGCUCUGGCUCCUGAAGCAGAGUGUGGCUCUCUUCAAGAGCCCUCAGGGCCCCAUCCGCCAGGUGGCUGUGUGGUUUUCAGGUCAGAUCAUCCGGAUACUUAACAGGGAAGAGAAAGAGAAAAUUGAAGACGAACGCGCAGCCUUGAUGUGCAUGCAGAAAGACCCUGACCCCACAGUCAGCUGCCUCACCAUGCAGACGUUCUACAUCCUAGAAGCCAAGAACGUGGUGCCGGAGCCCAAGACAUUUUUCUCUUGCCUAUGCUCAAAGAGGCUUCAUAGGAGAUAAGACUGAGCCAGCAUGCUAGGGGCUAGGGUCCACGAUGAGGCUCGUCACCAACACUAUGACAGCAGGCUACCCCCGCCGCCAGGCCUGCACCCUAGAACUCUGCUAAUAAAAAGAGAAGCCAAGCUCGUGUGUGUGUGUGUGUGUGUGUGUGUGUGUGUGUAGUUGGAUGUCAAUUUGUGGUUAUGAGCUGCCUUGUAUGCAGAAAUCAUCUGGCCAGCUUCUCUGGCACUGCUGCUU